UCAUCCCUCUCUCUCUCUCUCUCUCUCUCUCUCUCUCUCUCUCUAUUCUAAUGGCGGAAGAAAACAGUACCAAGAUGCCCGGCCACAGCUUGUCCCCCGCCGGUGAUGCGCCCAAGGUUGAUGAUGCCACGGUUCGAAUCGUUUACACGGACGUGCCCGAGGGCGAGGAUCCUGAGGCCUUCGACCUCCGCUCCCUUGCCGCAGUCCUCGGCAGUGAGCAGGCUGCGAAGGAGGCCGUGAUCUACCACUACAAGGAGGCAGCAAGCGGGUUCGCCGCCAAUCUCACUUCAAAGCAAGCCGAAGAAUUGUCAAAGCAACCAGGGGUUCUUCAAGUUGUGCCAAGUCGCACCCUCCAGCUUCAUGAACCUGACACAGUCCAGGCGAUGGGCGUUAUGUGAACGUCCAUGGAGAAGGCCUCAGCUUUGGGGCAUUAUACUAACUUUUUAUUCGAGCUCUCUGUUUGCAUUGUAUUGUGUUCGGCAGCAGAGAUCUAUGUAUUUAUUUAUAAGAAUGCUCAUGUAUAUGACAUGGUAUUUGGUGUGACUUAUAUGAAUUCAUUCAUAUAUUAAUCUCAUUUUGGUUUGAGAGUAUAGGUUU
Molecule: messenger RNA, 597 nt
Organism: Phoenix dactylifera (date palm)
Lineage: Eukaryota; Viridiplantae; Streptophyta; Magnoliopsida; Arecales; Arecaceae
Product: subtilisin-like protease SBT3.11
Source: RefSeq, a predicted model, not a curated record